AUGAAUGCUAAGCUUGUUUGUGGUGUAUGGUUUUAUUACUAGUUUAUUAAACCUAGCAGCGGUGAGCUAGGUUGUUUCCUGGCUAGCUAGCUAGUGUUAGCUUAUAACAGGAGAAGAGAAGAAAACUUAAUUAUGUUAUUUCUGGUUCAUUUUUAGCUGCUUUCUAGUUGUUCGCUGGCCUUCUUUAAACAAUACAGACUACCCAGGUGUACAGAGAAGAAUGAGUUCAAGAACUGAACAUCGAGGAAUCUACGUGGAUCAGGCAGCCCUGCUCUGCAGUAAAGGCUGUGAUUUUUAUGGCAAUUCAACCUGGGGAGGUCUGUGUUCCAAAUGUUGGCGCGAGGAGAACCAGAAGGCACGAGCCAAGCAGAUAGAGGAGGACCACGCACUAGCAGAGAGACUGCAAAGAGAAGAAGAGGCAGCCUGUGCGGGUAGCAACCAGGGGGCGCACUCAGGGAACUCGUCCACCCGGCUGAGCAAACCGGAAGAGAAAAGGAAUAGUCAAAAAUCACGCACUGUCCCCACAGGAAAGAAAUUUUUCACCACACUUGCGAAGACAACCCUAGGGAGAGAUGUCAAUGUUCCCAGCCAGCCAGCUCCCACCACCUCCAUCAGCCAGCAGCCUGUUGCAGACUCAGACCAAGCCACAAGACAGUUCAUCGAUUUCCUGAAGACCCUGCAAAAGCCUGGCCGGGAUAUUUUCAAACAGUGUCAUUCUUUCUGUUAUAGUGUAUCUUACAAGAAGGAUCUUGGUGCAGAGGAUCUUUCAGAAUCUGUGCAAGACUUUUACCAGAACUUGUCUGACCGCUUACACAAUGUCUACAAAGGGAGUCCAGAGCGAGUAGAGGCAAUAAUGGAUGAAGUGGAGAGGUACAUAACGCUGCAGUUGUAUGAACAGGCUUUCUGUCCUGAAUCCGCAGAUGAUGAGGUCAAAGACUUGGCCAUCCAGAAGAGAAUCAGGGCUUUGCACUGGGUUACGGUUCAGAUGCUGUGUGCCCCACUAAAAGAGGAGAUCCCUGCAGUGUCAGACAGUCUGGACAAGGCCAUUACUGAUAUAAUUGAGAUGGACUCCAAGCGUGUGCCCAAGGAUAAGCUGAGUUAUGUCACCAGGUGCAGCAAGCACAUCUUCAGUGCAAUAAAGCGCAGCAAGAGAGAGGCCGCGUCGGCUGACGACUUCCUCCCAGCGCUCAUAUAUGUGGUGCUGAGGGCCAACCCACCCCGGCUGCAGUCGAACAUCCAGUAUAUCACGCGCUUCUGCAACCCCAGACGCCUCAUGAGCGGCGAGGACGGAUAUUAUUUCACCAACCUGUGCUGUGCAAUAGCUUUCAUAGAAAAGCUGGAUGCUCAGUCUCUAAACCUGAAUCCAGAGGAAUUUAAACUCUACAUGUCUGACCAGGCUUCCCCUGACAGGCCCCAGGCCCCUGGAAUCUCUUGUCCCUCAUCCUCUUCAUCACGGAGUGGCCCCAGAGCGGACAGGCCAGAGAAUGACCUCAUCGACUGGGGAGAUGGAGUGGAGGCCUCUGUUCAGGAUGUCCUGGAAGGGCUUCAACUGGACUCUUGCGCUCCAUCCACCUCUGCAAUCGACUCAGACAAUGUAGACAGUGAGGGGCUACCGCCUCCUCUACAGCCUCAGGUUUUUGCUGGGUAGCUCUGUACCAGAUCACACCACCCACUGAGUUCCUCUGUAAUUGACUGUUGAUAUUUAACAUGCCCCUGUGUGGGGGCCCUACUGACUGCAGGCUAAUAUGAAGUGGGUGAUGGCGUCCUCACAUAAUCAGCAAUCUGUCUCCUUAUCUUUCCAUUAUUAGGGGAAAGGGAUUUGCACAUUUUUAUUCUGUUACAGCUGAGCUCAGCACUCUCAGAAUUUACGUUUUAGGUAAAACUUCACAUGUUGUGAUAGAUUUAGCCAUCAUUCUAGAGUGAAAGCACACAAGAGGUUUUCCAUUGCCAAGCUAACCUUCCGUCAGUAUGUUUGACAGGCAUUAGCAAUGGGAAGCAAAAUAAUAGUAAAAGUUAAAAGUGCCAUUUGUAAUAAUUAAAGGAAAAGGAAAAAUGUGAUUCACAAAAUUAACAUUCAUCAGAUCUUUUUAGUUCACUAUGGCUCUCGUUUACUUUUUUCCGGCCCUGAAAUUAGCUCCGCCCCCUGAGACGGCGAAAAGUUUAAUUUAUUUUAUUCAUUUUAUUGCAGUUGCAGUUCAUCUGACAGGCACCUAAGGACUUUAAAAAUGAUAAAUUGCUCCUGUAAAGGUAGCAAGCUGCAUGGUAACAAGAAGAAAGCUUCACUGAAAUUCAUAAACUUUGAGCAUGGAUUCGUGUAGUUAAUACGAAAUUCCACUGGAUAUUUCAGAUGGCAUCUGAUGGGACACUUCUAUAAAUUGCUAUGAUGAAUCAGUGGGAUUCGACAGGAUUCUUCAGAGUGUUUAACUAGCAUCAGCCUCAUUAUUUAAAAAAAAAAAAAAAAAAGUAAUGUAAAAAUCUGUUGAUUCUGUAAAUUUUUAAAGAAGUGACCCACACCAAGAGAGAAGAAACAUGUAUGCAUGAGAAAUUAAAUGUUUCUUAUGAGGCAAUCUGCAAUAUUUAAGCAGUAAACAUGGCUUCAGUUUGAUGAAGCUAGGUUUUAUUCAAUGUCUGGAAGGCAAGUGAGCAGGUUAUUCUGGACCAUUUGACCAUUUAUAAUCAACGUGACCUCUGUGUGCAUUCACAGCUCAUUGAAUGAGUGUUGGCCAACUCUCUCAGUCAUCCUUUCACUGCCUUGAGGUAGCUAUAUUUAUGCACUUUUAACCUAUUUGCUUUAAGGAAAUUCGCUUGAAAGAAACUAUAUUUAAAGCAGUUUGUUUUUCGUUUCACAUAGCGAAGCCUGGUCAAAAUGCAUUUAUUGUUACUUUUUAUUCAUAAGAAAAUAUGAAUAUGGAGAAUUGAAGUAUUAAUCAGGGAUAUACCUUCCUCUUCUGUACAGGUGAUUGAAUUUCUGUAGGAUUUUAUCUUAUGCACAGAUUUCAUGAUAUUUAUUAGAGUAUUUAAUUGAUUUUGUUUAACUGAUAUUGCGAUCUUGCAGUCAAUUUGGUCAGUGGAUUAUAAACUUUCAAAAUUUAAGGAGUGUGAUUUUAAUUUUAGCAUUAUUUCAUUUUAAUCCGACUUGUCUAACAUGCACACUGUGCAUUGUAUUGCAGUUAUAACGUUGAUGAUGCACUGUGAACAGGUUUAAUUCAGCCAACACCAGCUCCUCCCCAAAGCAGUUGUAUUACUUGUUUCAAUAGACACUACAGUUUAAAUGCUGCAUUCAGGAUACUAUUUAAUACAUUUAUCCACCAACAAUGCGAUGUUAAACAAUACUUCUAUAAGGUUUAAAGGCUUUUUUUUUUUAACUGGACCACUAAUCAGGAUUUGCUGAAAUAGCAGCCCAAUAAAUUCAGUAGCAAUGGCUUGAAUUUUCAGCACUUCCUGAUUUGAGUUUUAAAAAACUACUAAAUCUUCCUUAUUCUGCAGUAUGGGAUAAAGAGCAGUCAUUUUUAAUACACAAUAUUGAUGCUGUCUUAAGUAAACCUCCGUUAUUAUGAUUGUUGUAUUUCAACAUUCUGGAAAGAUGAACGCCAAAUGCCUCCACUUGUAUUCGUUCAGAGUAUGCUUGAGGUCUGCGAGCCGAACUGCUUGAUGAUAUAUGACCUAACUGUAGUUAAAGGUCAUAGGACAGGGCAUGGAUGUAUAUUGUUGAUCGUUGUAGAGUGCAUCAGAAUUGCGUCUGUAUUUAUGUAUGUUAAAAAUAGAUAAUGUAAUUAACAAGACAUUUUUGCCACAUGCAUCUAGUGCAUAUAUUCCUGCAACAUUAUUAGGUUAUGCCCAAGUACAGGUGUGGCAGUUCAUUGUAAAGGUCUAAUGGCUAUUUAUGCAGUGAAACCUUAAAAAUCUGAAAAU
Pangasianodon hypophthalmus (striped catfish) is the source of this 3912-nucleotide messenger RNA. It is a transcript of the gene rabgef1l, whose product is annotated as RAB guanine nucleotide exchange factor (GEF) 1, like. Lineage: Eukaryota; Metazoa; Chordata; Actinopteri; Siluriformes; Pangasiidae. The transcript has 9 exons. Gene Ontology annotation, biological process: vesicle-mediated transport. Gene Ontology annotation, molecular function: small GTPase binding; zinc ion binding; guanyl-nucleotide exchange factor activity. Gene Ontology annotation, cellular component: cytosol; endocytic vesicle. The coding region runs from base 221 to 1648 and encodes 475 amino acids. The record is from RefSeq and is a predicted model, not a curated record.